Molecule: messenger RNA, 396 nt
Organism: Symbiodinium natans
Lineage: Eukaryota; Dinophyceae; Suessiales; Symbiodiniaceae
Source: the annotation of a GenBank genome assembly
AUGGUUACUGGGCUACCAAGGUAUAGAGGCCAUGCCCAUCUGUCACGAUUCCUGCUGGACAUGGGUGCAGACAGCAACAGAGUCGGGCCUGGACGUGCCACAGCACUCUUCAUGGCAGCUCAGGAAGGCCACUGCGACAUAGUCCGCCUCCUUUGUGAUGCCAACGCGGACACGGAAUCAGCCGCCGCAUGUGGCCUAACCCCCCUGCUCGUCGCAGCUCAGCAAGGUCACCUCAAGGUGACACAGAUGCUGGCGGAGGCGGGCGCCGUGACGCAUGGCAGCAACAUGAAGGCUGCCGAGUUAACGAACGAUCCUGGGGGGGCCAUGCCGGAGAGCAUCUGGGUAGGGCCCUUGGGAUAUUUGUUGUUGUUUAAGUUUAAAUACUCUCCUUCAUAA